AUGCAUUUUUUCUUAAUUGCUAUUCUAGCCAUUAUUCAGGCUGGCACAUCCCAAGCUGGAACCCUUGAGGUCAUAGAUCAUGAUCGGCAAUGUCUGAUAUGGUCUACUGAUAAUUAUGGCUGCACAGGUUACUCUGCGUCAUUUGGCCUUCUCGAUGGAGUUGAUUGUUCAAAAAUCAGUGGGGUUGUCAAUGGCAACCGUCAUGAAUUGAAUGUGCUCAAAGUCGACGUAUGCGGUACAGAGGACGGUUCGCCCGUUGCUUGGAUCCAGGUGAACCGCACGGGACUGGUCACAUUCUCCAAUAUAAAUGGGAAUCAAUCGUCCUGUGUACUCAAUGAUGGACUAAAGGCUGGUAGCUGGUGUGUUACAACUGAAGAAUUAGAUAAAACAAACUCGCCCUGCUACUCAUCUACCUAUAAACUACCUACCAGCGCCCCAUCUUCCAGCACUCCAUUUACCAGCACUCCAUCUACCAGCACUCCAUUUACCAGCACUCCAUCUACUACUACUACGAAAGAUAGCCAUCUCACUAUCGUUACUGUUGCUUCUGUCACUAGCACUUCUACUAGUAUUGUUUGGGUUACAGUGUAA
This is a messenger RNA of Penicillium hordei, 591 nucleotides long. RefSeq lists its product as uncharacterized. Bases 1 to 591 code for a protein of 196 amino acids. The transcript is spliced from 2 exons. NCBI's taxonomy places the organism in Eukaryota, Fungi, Ascomycota, Eurotiomycetes, Eurotiales, Aspergillaceae. The record is from RefSeq and is a predicted model, not a curated record.